GAAAAUUAAUGAGAAAACUUUUGCGUGAUGAGUUCUUCAGGUCAGCGGAGCCUCAUACGGCUGCAACGCAUGAUGGGAUUUCCCGCGCUUGCAUGAAAAAAUCAUUCAUUCCAAGCCCGGGAAAGCGCCAUGUGAAAACAGCUGAACAUCGCUUUGUUUAAGCCUAGAUCUUUCGCCGUUUUUCUUUCUCUCUCCCUCAAUCGUUCCCUUUCGUCGACAUCAAUGAUUACCUUUUAACAGCAGUUAUCAUCAGAGGAUAUAUCAAGCGCGAUCUUCCUUCAAAGAGCCACGAAUUAUGUCUUCCAACCGUCGAGUGUCGAUGCCAGUGAAUGCUGUUCGUCGAAGUCCUCGAAGAAGAACGAAGACUCCAUCAGUGAAUGAACUGUCGAGAAAAUGCAAAAUAAGUCCCAGAGGAAAGAGAAGGCUUGAAUUUCAGCAGGCACCUUUAAAAGGCGAGACAUUCUACUUGGAUCUUCAAGGUUAUAGGAAAGUGCACAGUUUGCAAGCUCGAAUAAAGGAAUUAGGAGGGACUGUUGAAGAAUUCUUAAGCAAGGACAUCAGUUGUGUUGUAACAACCAGUAGAGAUGCCGGCACACGCUGUUCACCCAGAAGUAACUCCACACCAAGUCCCAUCUUGUCGAUUCCAAGUCCGUUUCCUGGGAACACAAAAAGUUCAUCAGCAAAAGGGUCUGCUGUACCAUCUCCAUUGAGUGCUGACUCGGUUGGUGCUGAACAAACAGGCACAGCUGUCCCCAAACAUGACAUGCGUGGCAAAGCACUAGCAGCCCAAGGAGCUAUUACCUACAAGGGUGGAAGCAGUAACGUCAUAGCUAAUGCAACAAACUGGGGUGUAGAAAUUAUGUCACUGGAAAAGAUGUUAAAAAGGUUGGAACAGUAUGGUAGCAUUGAAAAGAAACCAACAUCCAAGCCAUUAGUUUCUGGACGAGUUGCAAAACAGGGUGUCAAGCCCAAGGUGCGAAAGCUGCAUGCCCCAUUUAUCAAGGUGGAGGAUCAUAGUCGUGCUUACAAGCCAUUGGUUCAUGAGUUGAAGGAGUGGCCGAAGAUUUAUUUUGAUGGUCCUCUGGGGAGUUGUCCAUUUGACUCGCCAAAGAAAGACUUGGAAAAUGACCGUCAGGAACAAGCAAAGACUAAAAGGUAAAGAAAAUAGAGCAGUGAAAUGUACUUACUUUAACUCUUUGGUCCAGAAGUGUUAAACAUAUACCUCUUCCCUGUAAACUAAAUCCUAAAUAAGAACCACUCAAGUAAUGAAAGCUAAUUAAGCAAGACCUGGUACUUUUUUAAACCUAACCUUGGAAAGUAGAUCUAACUUGUAGGUCUGAAUAAAAUCCUG
Orbicella faveolata is the source of this 1351-nucleotide messenger RNA. RefSeq lists its product as uncharacterized. The record is from RefSeq and is a predicted model, not a curated record. Gene Ontology annotation, cellular component: Dbf4-dependent protein kinase complex. Gene Ontology annotation, molecular function: protein serine/threonine kinase activator activity; zinc ion binding; nucleic acid binding. Gene Ontology annotation, biological process: positive regulation of nuclear cell cycle DNA replication; regulation of cell cycle phase transition. NCBI's taxonomy places the organism in Eukaryota, Metazoa, Cnidaria, Anthozoa, Scleractinia, Merulinidae.